Homalodisca vitripennis (glassy-winged sharpshooter) is the source of this 1453-nucleotide messenger RNA. RefSeq lists its product as uncharacterized. The coding region runs from base 15 to 1286 and encodes 423 amino acids. The transcript is spliced from 2 exons. NCBI's taxonomy places the organism in Eukaryota, Metazoa, Arthropoda, Insecta, Hemiptera, Cicadellidae. The record is from RefSeq and is a predicted model, not a curated record.
AGGCCAGUUUCAUAAUGUCGUUUAACGAUAAUAAACCAUUUUGGUGUGAGUUUAUUGAACUUUAUAGGGAGCAACGAGCUUUAUGGGACAUAAAAAGUAAAAAUUAUUCCAACAAAAAUAUCAGAAAAGAAGGAUAUUCCGUUCUCGUUGAAAAAUGCAAGGAAGUUAAUCCGGAUUGCGACGAGAAAUUUGUCAAAUCCAAAAUCGAAACCUUGAGGGCAUCGUUCCGAAGAGAGCUGAAAAAGGUUGAAAAAUCAAAGAUUACCGGAAGUGGUCAGGAUGAUGUGUAUGAACCAUCUCUUUGGUAUUUUGAUUUACUGCUUUUCAUAACAGACCAAGAGGUAGUCAGGAAAGGUGUAUCUUCGAUCGGCAAAAGAUCCAGAAGUAUUGCGUCCCUUGAAGAAGAUGAAGAAGGAGUGGACGACGUGGAAGCGGAAACGCAGGACGAAAUAACCAAAGUAAGUGUCAGUUUAAUUGUUACCAAUUUACUGUUUAUUACUUUCGCUCAAGAUGACGUAUCUACAGGGAUACACGCUGAUAUACGCCCAUCACCAUCAAGUACACCAGUAAGUCGCCCAUCAGUAUCAAGUAGGUCUAACCCAGGAUCAACUACUCGAACAAACCGAAAAAAGAUAUCUGAUUUUGAAAAGAAACAAGAACGAUUUUUGGAUACAGCUACGUCUGUCCUAUGUAAUCAGAAUAAGUUCCGGGCUUUUGGAAACAACGUGGGCUUCCAACUGGAAGAUAUGGACCGUCAACAACAAGUAAUUGCAGAAAAGCUUAUAUCUGAUGUUUUGUUCCACGGUAAGUUAGGCAGUUUGAAAGCAUCUGCGGCCAUAUUGACAGAACAACAGCCAACCCAACGGAAUAUACCAUCACUUAACCAUUUUAUGGACACUAAUCAAAACAACAAUCCAUAUCCGUAUAGGCCGGCUGACGCUGAAUAUUUCUUACAAGAUCAAAAUUAUCAACAUCAGACAUUCAGUUUUGACCCAUAUUAUGUGCAAAGCCAAAUCAACCCUACUCAACAUCAGGUACAACGACAACAUCUACAACAACAAGUACAGCAAAAACAUGUACAGCAACAAAAAGUAGAUAUUUCACCUCAAACUGUACGUUGUCCUAAGAAUUUUUCUUUACCAGAACCUGCUCAAAGUCAAACGGCAGCAACUAAACCUACCGCAGGUCAAGCACUAGCGAUUCAAGAAAAAACUGCUCAACAAGAAGUUCGGAAUGAACUCAAACAGUAUUUGAAUCUACCCGGUGUCAGCGAGGACAAUGUAUAAUAAGUUGCUUUUUCAUCUUUGUUUGUUCGUUUUGUUUUAUAAUAGGCUAUUACAUUGACAACAGCAUCUUCUGUUACAGCUUUUUUUUUGUUAUUUGAUGACUUUAAAUUUGAUGUUUUUGAAAAGUUUAUAAAAGAUAGAUUUGAAAAUAAAUUUUUUUUCUGAAA